Molecule: messenger RNA, 291 nt
Organism: Phalaenopsis equestris
Lineage: Eukaryota; Viridiplantae; Streptophyta; Magnoliopsida; Asparagales; Orchidaceae
Product: glycine-rich protein DOT1-like
Exons: 1
Coding region: 1-291 (96 amino acids)
Source: RefSeq, a predicted model, not a curated record
AUGGCUAGCCCGACAAAGUUCAGGGCUUUAGUACUUCUAGCUCUCAUUAGCAUUAGCUUGGGCCUCUCCUCCGCAGCAAGGUCCCUGAAAGCCAUUAGCUACGGAGAAGUUGGAGCAAAUUGUGAGGGAGGCGGACAUGGCGGAGGGGCUGAUGGUGGUUCUGCGAAGGGAAAUAAAGGUGUAGAUGGUUCAGGUGUUGGGGGACCAGGUGGAGAAGUUGGUGGUGGCGGCGGAUCAGGCUCAGAGGCGGGUGGCGCUGCCGGAGGAGGAGGAGGAGGAGGGCACAACUAA